UUUUAUUGUAUUGUAUUUUGUAUUGUAUUGCUCUUGUUUGCAGGAGGAUGCCAGGCCCGACCGGGACUCAGAGCCAUGAGCUCAUUCCUGGAUAUGUAACAUCUCUGUCUUGUGAGUUUGUUUCUGUGUCCACAGGUCCGGCUCACAGGAAGAGAGAGUGGCAGAGAGACAGCCAGCAGAGCCCAGAUGAUGGACGUCCGUCCACUUCUCCUCAAGACUCUCGCAGAGCAAAGGCAAAGGCAGAGGAAGAGGAGAAGCUUCAUUCCCGUGACUGGAGCGGCAUCAUCCCAGACCAGAGAACUGCAGCGAUACCUGAGAGAAGAGCUGAGGGCGUCUGUGCUUUCUUACGGAGAAUCGGGAAGGCUGUAAAGCUUGACUGCAGUGAGGUCGAUACACUAGUGUCCACAUAUCCCUCCUGCAAUCCCACGGAUGUCCAGCAGGAUUCAUCCGAGUUUUACUGGGCAACACCAGUGCAUCCGUGUCCAUCUGGAGUCCAGCUGCCGGUUAAUGCCGAUCCGGACGAUCCCGAACGCUCAUGCACAUCUGUCCUGGACCCAGAGCCGGCACCAGAUCUAGAGCUGAUGUCUUUCUCAGGAUUGUCCAGUCUCUCUAGUAUCGAGCUGACGCCGGACUCUAUUCAGGACGAUCCUGACGAUCCAUCGUCUGUCCCGGAUUUUGCCGAAAGCCAAACAAAGAAGAAGAAGAAAGAUGUGGGUGCGUUUCUCCGUAGGAAAUGGAGGGCUAGGAUAGCGCCGGCUGUUGAAAAACAAUCAAGAAGGAGGGUGAAGAAAGACAUCAGCUCAUUCAUCCAACGAACGUGGAAAACUAUAAAGGUUUCCGCUCUUGGUUGUUACGGGGACGACACAGUGGACCCAGAUCCAGCAGAUCUACAGCCACAAAUAUCUGUCCUCUCCAGGGACUUAACCGAGCCAGGUCCAUCUCACCGCGAGAUCAGUUCUGACCAGUUACCCUUCUCGGGUCCAUCUCACCGCGAGAUCAGUGUAGACACGUCACCCUUCUCAAGUCCAUCUGGUUCCCAGUCAAGUUUCUUUAGCUUCGAUUCGUCAUCGUCUGCUCCAUGUCUGACCGAUCUUCUCUCAGAGUUAUCAAUUUUAAUGGGAGAUUACGAGCCUGUUUCCAGUUAAUCCAGUCUCAAGCUGAUCCUGAGCUGAGUUGUAGGACUGUGCACACGUUUCUUUUCUGUAUUGACUAAGCCUGGAUUGCGGAAGAAUCAUCAAACUGAAGCUGAAAUUGGGCAACCUGAUAUACACGGACACUGUUGGUUGAGGACUAAAUACAGAUACAGUCCGAGGCUCUGACUCGCUGACACAGUUUAAAACUGGAUUAAAGACGCAUCUCUUUAGUCAAGCAUUCA
This is a messenger RNA of Pimephales promelas (fathead minnow), 1375 nucleotides long. RefSeq lists its product as uncharacterized. Lineage: Eukaryota; Metazoa; Chordata; Actinopteri; Cypriniformes; Leuciscidae. The record is from RefSeq and is a predicted model, not a curated record.